UCUCUCUCUCUCCAGUCUCCCAAUACUGAUGGUUUACCACAGACUACAUUGUAGUUUACAUCAAAAACACAUUCAGUGUAUAUUUGUAACUGGUUGGGUGCCCGAUUCAACGGACGGGAAGACGCGCGGAAAGCUACGGGUAGAUGGCUAGAUGCUCACGAACAUCAACAGGGGGUCGUGUGUGCGCAACACAGUCUCACAAUCAAUUCGUGUGAGGCUGGGCUGGUGUGUGAGGUAGAGAGAGUGAGAGACAGACAGACAUCAAGAGACCUUUUGUAAUCAAUAAGAACAGAAGAAACAUUGAGAUUCUCCAACAAAGAUAUUGGCAAACUAUUUUUACAUUCUAAGAGCGCGACACGAUCAAGAACCCUUCGUGGGACUGCAAUUGAACAGUGAGAAGGCACAGAUUAUACAAAUUGAAACAAUAAUUACGCUUUGCGAGAAGAAGCUGAUCCUUGUCGUGGAUUGGAUUGGGGUCAAUCAACUUGUAGCUCAACGUCAAGAUAAUAGAAAGAGUUACCAUGGAAACUGUUCUAUUCUUCCUCUUUUCGCUCCUGGUGUAUGUGGCUGAUGGUGAAAAGGAGAAGAAAGAGGUGGACCCAUUUGUCUAUGACUAUCAUAGCCUGCGGAUCUGUGGACUGGUCUUUGGUGUGGUACUCUUCGCGCUGGGCAUCCUCCUCAUCCUCAGUAAGUCUUCAUACUUCAGCCGAAAAUGUCGCUGCUGUCCCAAUCAGGAGAAGAAGCUCAAGGCCCCUGGAGACGAAGAGGCGACGGCAGAGACCCUGAUCGUGUCCAAAGCUAAGGAGCCAGAGCCAGAGCCUGAAGCUAAGGCUGAGAACUGAGUCAGCCCAACCAGACUGCCUCCCCACCUGACUGACGUACAAUCAUAUCUGCCACUGAACCACCAGUGGUGGAAAAAGUACACAAUUGUCAUACUUGAGUAAAAGUAAAGAUACCUCAAUAGAAAAUGAC
Molecule: messenger RNA, 972 nt
Organism: Salvelinus namaycush (lake trout)
Lineage: Eukaryota; Metazoa; Chordata; Actinopteri; Salmoniformes; Salmonidae
Product: FXYD domain-containing ion transport regulator 6-like
Exons: 7
Coding region: 522-842 (106 amino acids)
Biological process (GO): regulation of sodium ion transmembrane transporter activity
Cellular component (GO): membrane
Molecular function (GO): sodium channel regulator activity
Source: RefSeq, a predicted model, not a curated record